Molecule: messenger RNA, 3463 nt
Organism: Aedes aegypti (yellow fever mosquito)
Lineage: Eukaryota; Metazoa; Arthropoda; Insecta; Diptera; Culicidae
Gene: RhoGAP68F
Product: rho GTPase-activating protein 68F
Biological process (GO): small GTPase-mediated signal transduction; negative regulation of endocytic recycling
Cellular component (GO): cytoplasm
Molecular function (GO): GTPase activator activity
Source: RefSeq, a predicted model, not a curated record
AUUAGUAUUCGUGAAGCCGCUCCAGCAAGACCGUUGUUUGAAACGAAAACCAAAGAAGCGAAAAGUCACACACAAAAGUCAAAACUUGUUUUCAUCGCGCUCGCUCGUCUCCACUUUCCGUCCGUCGUGUUUCGGGUUUGUCGCUCCCGUCCGUCGUAUUUCUUGUCCGCACCCUCUCGCGGGGCAUUCUUCCAUCGGUCGCUUCAAAUGAAAAUUACGCGUUCGCAGGAGAAGACGUCGCCUCUUCGUUAUCGCCCAGUGCAGUUCUUGUAAUCCGUCGGGCCGCGUUCGUUCCAUUCGUUGUUUGUUCCGAAAGUGUUUGUGGGGAAGAUUCUUCGAGCUGGCAGCAGAUCAUCCGGAAGUUAUUUCGUGUAAAACGGCGUUCGUUGCCGAAAAAAGUGUUCUGCCUUCCUCCAACAAGAAAGGAAAUCCACAGUCAGUGAAAAUCUCAAGGGCGUAGCUUACCAACGCUUUGCCUAGCAGUAGUUGGCUGGUGACGAAAGCGAAAGUGCGUUUCUCCUUCGUCUAGUUCCAGUGGCCCUGCAGCAGGAGCUGUGCGUGUGUUAUCGAACGAUGGCACAGGAAGUGUGGUGAAAAUGAAUUAAUUGCAUAUAAAAUACGCGACGGGAAUUUGCAUACCGCAUACAAAUUGUGAGUGGAAAGAAAAAGUUGAAGCCCUCGAAGGCAAAUGGUUUUGUAGAGUUACAUUGCUUGGUGAUGAUAAGAGUGAUAACCCAGUGACGACGACGUGGCGCGAAUUCGACGUAGAUGGUGCUCACAUCCGCGUGAAACGAGACGAGAAGAAACAUCUGUGUGAUUCUGUUAUAUUUUCGGUCAUUGCCGAAGCUUUGGGUGAAUCGAUACGUGGCGAGGAAAGGAAGGCAGGCACCCACGAGGCAUAAACAAAAUUACUCGACAUUUGCACUGAUAGACAAAGGUUCUGAACGCGCGCCAGAACCAUCAGUUUCAUUUGCCAACCUGUCAAAAUCCGCAGCAGCUAAGGCGAGCUACGAUGGAGGCUUUUCAGCAGAAAAACAGCAAUAACAAUCUGCCCGUGAAAUUUUCAGGCGAGUUUGAGGAGGUUUCCGAGGACGAAAUCAUCAAAACCACUCUCGAUCCGGACAAUUACGAGGAACAGCUAAAGAUGAUGGAGCCCGACGAGAAUGCCAUCCGAAAGGAAUUCAAACGACGGAAGUUUAUCGAAUUCAUCGGAACCGACAAGCAUGGUCAGCCCAUUAUUGCCAUCUAUGCGUGCAGCUUGCCGGAAAGGAAAGACCUCAACACAAAUAUCUUUAUUGAUUUUAUCAUCAAAUCAAUGGAAGAGUUCGUCCAGAACGACUACAUCAUCGCUUACUUCCAUCAGGGUAUGAAGGAUAACAGCAAACCGUCCUUGCAGUUUCUGUGGAACUCUUACAAAGAACUGGAUCGUAGUUUUAAGAAGAAUCUGAAAAAGUUAUACGUGGUGCACCCAACGACCUUCAUCAAAAUGGUGUGGUUUUUCUUCAAGCCGGUCAUCAGUGAAAAGUUCAAGAGCAAACUGAUCUACACCUCGAGCUUGGACGAACUGAAGCAGUCAUUAGGAUUGAAUACGCUUAAAGUGCCGGACACUGUCAGAGAGUUCGAUGAGAAGAUCAACAACAGCUCGCGAUAUCUGCGUGGCAGUAAAUCUAGUCUCAAGAGCAGCCGCUCGAUGGAACACAUUCCCCCGACGACGCAGUUCGGUGUAUCGCUCAAGUUCAUCAUCGAGAACAGUGCCUGCCUCAAUUGCAUUCCACCGAUCGUGCGCAAAUGCGUCGAUCACCUAUCGCUUUCCGACGUGAUCGAUACCGAGGGUAUCUUCCGACGAUCAGGGAACUACACUCGGAUAAAGGAACUGCGGGAGAAACUGAACCAGGGCGAAGAGGUGAACCUAUCGAACGAAGACACGCACGUGGUGGCAGCCCUGCUGAAAGCGUUCCUCAGAGAGCUGGAAGAACCGCUGCUAACCUACGAACUGUACGACGACAUUGUGCAGUUCGCCGAGUGGACCACCGAAGAGCAGCGAUCGCGGAACGUCAAGCAGAUCCUUCGGGAAAAGCUCCCGGAGGAGAACUACGAGCUGUUCAAGUACAUCGUCGAGUUUCUCGGUAAGAUCAUGGAGCGAAAAGAUUUCAACAAGAUGACCUCGUCCAACCUGGCUAUUGUGUUCGGGCCAAACCUGAUCUGGCCCAAGCAAGCCCAGAUGUCACUGGACGAGAUCGGGCCCAUUAACGCUUUUAUCGAUUACGUGCUGCAAAACCAGGACGAUAUCUACUUCGUGGAUAUCAAUAAAAAGGAUGGCGGUUACGAUUAACAGCGGUUGAUCUAAAAUAGGAGUUUAGCGUUAGGAUCUUUUUCGUUGGAUGAGAUGAAUGCGUUUAAAAAUGUACCUACCUUUUAGUGAGUGGAAUUUGUUUUGAGUUUAUGUCUGUCUAACGGUUAAGUUCAAUGAAAUAUCGUACCUCCUGAGUUGUAUAUGUAUGUAAUAUGGUGUAACUAAAUCAGAACAUUCUUAAACUACAGUGUGAUACGGGAAUUGCGAUGAGUUUGUAGAUAUUUGCACGAAAGCGAACCGGUUUUAAACAGAGAUAGCGAAAGUUGCAAUUGCAGCGCAUAAAGCACACAAUUAUAGUCAUUAUUAUUACGGUAAGAGUUGUUGGUUAUCGUUCUUUGAAUAAUUUAUAACGAAAUAUCGAUUGUUUACGUUGUCUAGACAAAGGAAAAUACAAGCACACAAAUUACGGAUCGAAACCAAAGACGAACGGAUGUAAAUAUUCAAAACACAGAUUUUAAACAAGAUUCAUUGAACAGGACACGACAGUUACGCAGUAGCAGCCCGUUAGAGUGCAGAAUUUCCGGUGUGCCAACACAUUUUCUCACAAUCCAAACCAUAGACCCCCAUUUCAAAUUUUCCAGUAUAACGUAACAGUCUGACCCAAAUAUCAAUAACACAAUCCACUCUUAAUCUCCAAAUACUUUUAGCAGUUAGAUCUUUUAGAAUGGACCAGCUGCAGUAGAACCCUUUAAGGCUCACGUUAGCUCUGGGCAGAACAAUUUUAACGAAUAUUAUAGGCGCUCCAUUGUAUAAGUCUGAUGCUGAUAAUGAUUGCCAUGAGGUCGAAUAGGGAAAGGGUGUCGGCCAUUAGGGGAUAGGGAAAACGGUCUGCGAACCUAACUUUCAAUUAUAAUGUAGAAUAGUCAUCAGAAGGGUUACACUGUUCUCUUGUGGUGGAUCCGAGUUGUAUAGGCGAACCGUGUCGUUGAAGUCUAUUAGUUCCAAGCAUAUAUGUAAGUUUAAGGAAAAAGAAAUCACUUAAAAAUAACAGAAGAAUGUAGAAAAUGAAAAACGGUGUACAUAAUCCAUAUCGUUGAGUGAAGCACACUCACACGCAAUCCACAUAGAGGCGAGAUGGUGUUAAAAUAUACAAUCAUCUGACUCACAUGA